Lodderomyces theae is the source of this 735-nucleotide messenger RNA. RefSeq names its product DNA polymerase epsilon noncatalytic subunit (gene DPB4). The record is from RefSeq and is a predicted model, not a curated record. The transcript has a single exon. Gene Ontology annotation, biological process: DNA damage response; leading strand elongation; heterochromatin formation. Gene Ontology annotation, cellular component: epsilon DNA polymerase complex; CHRAC. Bases 1 to 735 code for a protein of 244 amino acids. Lineage: Eukaryota; Fungi; Ascomycota; Pichiomycetes; Serinales; Debaryomycetaceae. Gene Ontology annotation, molecular function: protein heterodimerization activity; chromatin DNA binding.
AUGCCACCAAAGGGAUGGAAAAAGAAUGCAGAUCCAAGUGAGCAGCCUUUCAGGGAGACUGAUAUAGUAUCAAUAGACGACAUUUUGUUUCCUAAAUCAACAAUUCUGAAGUUGGCGCGAUCAAUCACCUCAGAUGAAGAUAACCAUAAUAAUAUGAAUUUAGCUAAGGACUCGCUAUUAGCAUUGCAAAGAUCGGCAACUGUGUUUGUGAGCUAUAUGCUAUUUCAUGCAAAACUGGUGUCGAAAGCAACUGGGAGAAAAACGGUUACUGCUCAAGAUAUAAUGAUGGCUUUGGAACGAGCUGAGUUUGCUGGAUUUCUCCCGGAGGUUAAGGAACGAUUAGGGGAAUUUGAGUUGUCAGCAAAAGCAAAAAAACAAAAGAAGUUGGAGACAAAGAGCUCGGUCCAAGAGGAGGAAGGUGUGCAGAAGAAGGCAAAGGUGGAGAGUUCGAGUGGUGGGAUUGCCUCACAUAAAGUCGUUGCAAGUGAUACAGAGGAUGAUGGUGACAAUGAUGACGAAGAAGAAGAAGAAGAAGAGGAGGAGGAGGAUGCUGGAGAUAAAGUAGGUAGGGAAGGGCUGAGCGAUGAGAUCGAAGAUGGGCUGGAUGGUGAGGAGAACGAUGCAACAAAUCCUAUAUCGCAGCUUGCUAAAGAAGAACAGGAAUUGCGUGGAGAGGACAUUGAGGAAGCUAGGCAAAGUCAUGAUGAUGAGGAAGAAGACGAGGAUGUAGAAUAG